Molecule: messenger RNA, 3096 nt
Organism: Diatraea saccharalis (sugarcane borer)
Lineage: Eukaryota; Metazoa; Arthropoda; Insecta; Lepidoptera; Crambidae
Source: the annotation of a GenBank genome assembly
AUGGAGAAUCAAAAUAGGGAAAGUGAAAAAACUGUGUCGGAUAGUGUAGCUGAAAGUUUGAAUCACCGUAAACGAACGCAUUCUCUAUCAUCAAGUUCCAGCAGCGACGAUAGCGACUCGGCGAAUAGGGAUUCAAGCCCUAGAAAUAAGGCAAGGAAAUAUUCCGCAACUGUGAGUAAUGCACAAUUUGAAAUUUUAUCUCAACAAGUAUCGCUUUUAACGAACCUCAUAACGGCCAGUUUAGAAAAUAAGGAUUGUCAAUUGAAUAUCGAGGAUACAAAUGUGACUACAAACGAGUUUAGGUUACACCGCCCGGAACUUGAUAAUAGUAACACACUGAACAUCUUGUCAGAUGUGGGUACCACGGUUAAAGAUCCUAUUUAUACCAAAUCAAAUGAAAGUUUUGUGAAUAAAUUAGUCGAAUUACAACGAUUUAAUUAUGCCGAUUGGUAUGCGGUUCGUUUUGCUGAUGCUCAAAAGAAAUAUUUGUCCACCCCCGGUUUUAUUGAACUUAGUGUCAACGAUGAAUUAAAACGUUACGAAAGCGCAAUGUUAAAAGAAGAUUCACGUUCAUAUUUAUUAGAGCGUUCAUUCGCUAGCUUGACUAAUGCCUUACUUUCUCAAAAAGAGUUAUUGCAUAAGUCAUUACAUAUGGUUGUAGACUGGGCAUAUGAUUCCAAAGAAACAUUAACACCCAGUUCCUUAUUUGACAAAAUACAAACAACAUUUUCUAAAGAAUCCGCAUAUAGUAAAGUAACAGAUGAUCUGUUACAAAUAAUUUGUGGAAGGCGAACAGAUCUUAUUACCAAUCGCAGAGAUUCCUUAUUACGACAAAUUCCUGAGUCAUAUCAUCGCGACGUAUUGUAUAAAAUUCCCCCAAGUUCAGUUUCACUCUUUAACGAAGAAAAACUAUCGUUUGUGUCGAAACCAACUCAUAAAGCUAAAUCUAACAAAAACUUCUAUGACAAUCAAAGACCAUCCACCAGCAAACAAACUGAUGAUACAUUUUUUCGUCAAGACUAUUCAUCAAAAAGGGGUAAGCGUGCACCUCGCCCUGCCAAUCAACAGACAGGCAAACCUACCAAUAAAACUAGACAACAACAGCUUAAAAAACGACAUGGCCGUUCCUCAUUUAAAGGUAAGCAUCAUGAAUGACUCGACGCGCUUUCGCUGCGGUUGUCUAAAACAAUUUCAAAAUGCUUGGAGCAAUUUAGGUGCACCAAAGGAAAUUUGUCGAUUAUUAAACGGUGUUCGCAUACCUUUCGUAAUGAAACCGCCGCUAAUAUCUCCAAACAGAAUAAUCAUGCAAUCCUACAGAACCAAAUCGUCUUGUCAAAUGACUGCACAGGUUCAGGCAAUGCUGGAGGCAGAAAUUCUGGAAGAAGCGGAAGAGGGUCCCAGCUACCUAUCAACGUUCUUUUUGGUGGCAAAAUCAGAGGGAGCGUUUCGUCCUAUCUUCAACCUCAAGCAUCUGAACCGUUUCGUACAAACAAAACCUUUCAAACUGUUCAGUCAUUUUCGUGUUCCAGAAUUUCUGCAGGAUCAGAACUGGAUGGCAAAGUUAGACCUGCACCAAGCCUAUUUUCAUGUUCCUAUUUGCUCAAAGCAUCGCAAAUUCCUGAGACUCAAUUAUCACCGCAAUCCUCAUCAACAUCAGUUGCUGCAGAUGACAUGCUUGCCGUUCGGUCUUUCAUCGGCACCCAGAAUAUUCGCAACGAUUACCAACUGGUUAGCGGAAUACCUAAGGAAUCAUGGUAUCAGGUGUGUAGUUUAUCUGGACGAUUUUCUUUUAGCCAAUCAAUCCAAGAGUCAAUUGCAAAACGACAUAGCAUACACAGUAAAAACAUUGCAAAUACUAGGCUGGUCAAUCAAUCACAGCAAAUCUGUGUUAGCUCCGACUCAGUGCCUCGAGUUUCUCGGCAUAAUGUGGGACACGAAACGCAACGCAAAGUCCUUGUCUGAGCAGAAGUGCCUAUCGCUACGCAAAGCACUUCAGAAACAGCUCAGGAAUGGCAAGUGGUCCCUCUGACAAUACCAGACCUUGAUGGGGCGACUCAACUUUGCCUCAUUUGUGACAAAAAGGGGACGGCUUCAUUGUCGCCCUUUACAAUACUUCAGUCGUUAGUUGCCAAAGACGUGUCCCUUUCGUCUACUAAAAAUUCCUCAACAGGUUCGAUCAGAGAUGGAAUGGUGGUACAAGACACUAGGAGGUUACACGCCGAUACACACGCAAGCAUUAACCCAAUUAUUAACGACAGAUGCAUCCGCCAUAGGUUGGGGUGCACAACUCGACGACUUGAAUAUCAAGGGAACCUGAACGAAACAACAACAGACAUGGCACGCGAACCAGAAGGAAAUGUUUGCUGUUCAUGCGGCAAUACUAAAUCAAUCGCAUCAGCUUCGUAAUGCUCAAGUGCUUCUUCAGACGGACAACCGCACUGUAGUAUCGUAUAUAAACAAAGAGGGCGGAACAAAAUCAAAAAGACUUCUGGAACAAACUCAGCAUCUGAUACAGACUCUAGACAAAUUAAAUGUCCAUAUAAUAGCCCAGUAUUUUCCAGGCAGGUUCAAUGCCGAAGUAGUCGCACUAUCACGUCAGAGGGUCCAACCCGAGUGGCAUUUGACGCAAGCAGCAACAACAACAAUUUUUCAAAUGUGGGGCACACCGGAAAUAGACUUGUUUGCUUCGAAAAUAGCUCACGUAGUGCCGAGGUAUGUAUCCAUGGAUAUAAGCGACCCAGAAGCGCAGCAUUACAAUGCCUUCCGUCACCGGUGGAAUUACAAACUCGUAUGGCUGUUUCCACCGCCGAAUAUAAUCCCGAGAGUACUCCGUCAUCUGAACCAGGCCAGCGGUCAGAACAUUCUGAUAGCCCCGAAGUGGAACAAGGUAUUUUGGCGCCCAGAUGUUCAAAGUUGGGCACUUCAACUUCCAUUCAUGAUUCCAGACUUAGCGCAGGUUCUCCUCGACACCACGACCGGGACACACGCACCAGAGGUACAAGAACUGCGCCUGGAGGCAUGGCUGAUUUCGGGUGGCAGGACAUGCUGACAGAGUGGACUCCACAAGAACAAAGGCUGCUAAUGUCAAGCUGGUGA